UUAUCCGGAAUGCGGGUGUGAAAACAUGCGGACGUCAACGCGGCUGAGAGCUGCGGCUGCGCUGGUGAGUUGAUGUGGCACUCGCAGCAGGUUGCAGACGCUGAACUUGACCGGGAUACGAGGUUGAAUUGUUUGGUAAAUCUGGUGUAACGGACCUGAUCAGCAUGUUGCUGCAGAGACUAUCUCUGUGCUCCCGGCUCUCUGUGGGCCCAAAACCCCUCCAGAGCUUCACGAGAUCUGUUUCUCUCGGGAAAAAUCCCUCUACCUCUCCAUCUAUCAGACGUCACGCUGUGCGUCUCUGGAGUAACGUGCCUUUUCUUACAGUGCCGCUGGCGCGUGCCCAUGGUAAGUCGUUCGCACACCGUGGUGAACUGCGACAGGCCAAACGGAUCGUGGUGAAACUGGGCAGCGCUGUGGUAACUCGAGGUGAUGAAUGUGGUCUCGCACUCGGGAGGCUUGCCUCUAUUGUGGAACAGGUGGCAAUGCUGCAGAACCAAGGCAGAGAAAUGAUGAUUGUCACAAGCGGAGCUGUAGCAUUUGGGAGACAGAGACUGAGGCAUGAGAUUCUUCUCUCUCAGAGCGUCAGACAAGCCCUUCAUUCAGGACAGAAUCAGCUUAAAGACAUGUCUCUACCCGUUCUGGAGGCGAGGGCAUGUGCUGCUGCAGGACAGAGUGGACUGAUGGCACUGUAUGAGGCCAUGUUCACUCAGUACAGCACCUGCACAGCACAGAUCUUGGUCACAAACUUGGACUUCCACGAUGACCAGAAGAGACGAAAUCUGAACAGCACGCUGCAUGAGCUUCUCCGUAUGAACAUCGUGCCCAUCAUCAACACUAAUGACGCAGUGGUGCCUCCCCCAGAGCCUAACAGUGACCUGCAGGGGGUAAAUGUGAUCAGCAUCAAGGACAAUGACAGUUUGGCAGCACGGCUCGCAGUGGAGAUGAGAGCAGAUCUCCUCAUUGCUCUCUCUGAUGUAGAAGGUCUUUAUGACAGCCCUCCUGGGUCUGAUGAUGCUAAAUUAAUUGAUACUUUCUACCCCGGCGAUCAGCAGUCUAUAACAUAUGGCACCAAAUCCAGGGUUGGCAUCGGAGGAAUGGAAGCUAAGGUGAAAGCUGCCCUAUGGGCUCUUCAGGGGGGCACAUCUGUAGUCAUCGCUAACGGCACCCACCCUAAAGUUACAGGCCAUGUCAUCACAGACAUUGUAGAGGGCAAGAAAGUGGGCACCUUCUUUUCUGAGGUCAAGCCUGCUGGGCCCACAGUGGAGCAGCAGACAGAAAUGGCUCGCGCUGCAGGGAGGACACUGGCGUCCCUUCUUUCAGAGCAGAGGAGUGAAAUCAUUUAUGCUAUGGCUGACCUUCUGACUGAGAAGAGAGAUGAAAUUCUGUCAGCUAAUAAGAAGGACAUGGAACUUGCUGUGAAUUCAGGGCGUAUGCCUCCUGCCAUGCUCAAGCGGUUGAGUUUGUCAACAGCUAAGCUGAACAGUCUGGCCAUCGGCCUGCGUCAGAUUGCAGUGUCCUCUCAGGACAGUGUGGGACAAGUACUGCGCAGAACCCGUGUGGCCAACAACCUAGAGCUGGAGCAGAUCACUGUGCCCAUUGGGGUACUACUCGUCAUCUUCGAAUCGCGUCCAGACUGCCUGCCUCAGGUGUCCGCAUUAUCUAUUGCUAGUGGGAAUGCUUUGCUGCUGAAGGGUGGAAAGGAGGCAGCUAACACCAACCGUGUCUUACACGAGCUAGCGCAGGAAGCUCUAUCUAUACAUGGUGUUAGAGAUGCCAUCCAACUGGUAAGCACACGUGAGGAGGUGGAAGACUUGUGUCGGCUGGAGAAGAUGAUUGAUCUGAUCAUUCCCCGUGGUUCAUCUCAGCUGGUCAGAGAUAUCCAGCGGGCUUCUAAAGGCAUUCCUGUGCUGGGUCACAGUGAGGGCAUCUGCCAUGUCUAUGUCGACCAUGAAGCCAGCAUAGACAAAGUCAUAAAAAUUGUCAGAGACUCAAAAUGCGAUUACCCUGCAGCCUGCAAUGCUAUGGAAACCCUGCUAGUUCACAGAGAUGUGCUUCGGACGCCAGUGUUUGAUCAGAUCAUUGACAUGUUGAGAACAGAACAGGUGAAGAUACAUGCUGGCCCCAAGUUUGCAUCAUACCUGACUUUCAGCCCUUCUGAGGUAAAGUCUCUACGUACAGAGUAUGGAGAUAUGGAGUGCUGCAUAGAGGUGGUGGACAGCAUGUACGAGGCAGUGGAUCACAUCCAUAAAUAUGGCAGCUCCCACACAGAUGUGAUCAUCACUGAGAAUGAGGAGACAGCAGAGCAGUUCCUGCAGUUGGUAGACAGUGCCUGUGUGUUCUGGAAUGCCAGUUCACGGUUCGCUGAUGGAUAUCGCUUUGGUCUUGGCGCGGAGGUUGGUAUCAGCACUGCUCGUAUCCAUGCUCGUGGACCCGUAGGCCUGGAGGGGCUUCUCACCACCAAGUGGGUUCUGCGAGGGGAUGGCCACACAGCUGCAGACUUUUCUGAGCAAGGCAGUAUGAAGUUCCUGCAUGAGAAUCUGCCUGUUGCGCACCCCCAAACUGGACAUAGAACCUCCAGCUAGAGCCAGUCAAAAAUAAAUCCCUUUCAAGAUGCACAGCAUCCACUACUCGAAAGAACCCUACCUGGAUCCUGGGAAUUUAUAAUCUGAAAACAUAACAAGAAAUAGCAAAGAAUAAGAAGACUAAAAGUCAAUAUUUUAAGAUUUGAAAAGCUGGUGUAAUGCUCCAAGUCUGUUGAAUUUCCUUCUUCAAAAUUUACCAGUUGAUUUUAAAACUGCGGUUGAUUUUAAUACAACUUGCAAGUUGUAUUAACUUUCCACUGGAUGCUGUGGGUCACAUAUUGGAAGCAUUAAAAGCACAGAACCAUUUAAGAAUUGGUAGGCAAGAUUUCCUCUAGCUACAGAUGGGUAACAAAUUAAAGGAAAAAACAGAGCCAUGGUUUUGCUGGCAAGUUCUUCUGACUUAUCACCUUUAUCUUGAUGGGAGUGGUCUCUUCCAGGAUGACAGUGUCCCCAUUCACAGGGCAUGAGGGCUCACUGAAUGGCUUGAUGAGUAUGAAAAUGAUGUGAGCCGUAUGCUAUGGACUUCAAACAUUAAAUUUCAACCCAGUUAACCACCUCUGAGAGACUUCGGACCAACAUGUUAGGCAGCGUGCUCCACCACCAUCAUCAAAACACUGAUUGCGAUAAUAUCUUUUGGAAGGAUAGUGUUCAUCCCUCUAGCACAGUCCAGAGACCUGUAGAAUCUUUGCCAAGGUACAUUGAAACUGUUCUGGUGGCUCAUGGUGGCCUUAACAUCUUGCUAAAAUACUUGUUUUUUUGUUACUUUGUCACUUGUGUGUGGCUUGUGAGAUUUCUCCUCCUUGCUGAGACAUGCAGAUAUGUGGUUCUGUACAAUAUUAGAGUUAUAAAAUAAGUAUUUUGUGGAGCAAAAUCAAAACCUUAAGCUCAAAAUAGCAUUGUCUGUUAAAUCGUGCAUAGGCUUUUAUGUUCACGAAGCGAAGGAACCUGUGAAUCUCCGAAUUUCAGGCAAAGCCCAGUAAUGUAACUUUGAGGACCAUUUUUCCACAUUUAUGGGAAGUUGUCCUGUAAUGCUUUUGCUUUGUGCUGAAAUCAAAAUGGUUUUAUACUGUAAAUCUAGAAACUGAACGAGUGCAUCACCGCCUCGAGUUACUGUCUCGCAUUAGAAUGAUUGGACAAAUUCUAAAAGGUGCGGUCCUUUUAAAACCAAUUGCAUAUUAUUUCAUAUGGCAAUGGAUUUGUGUUAAUUUUGUAGCUUUUGUAUUCGUUUUGGAAUUCUGGUUUUCACCUUUGUAUGGUUGAAUGAUUAAAAAAUCACACUUUUUUUUUACUUGGCAGUGACCAGUAUGCUUUAAAACAAUAAACACUACAGAUUCAAACUCAAAGAAAACUAAAGAAAGACUUUGCAGUGACUGGCAUUUCCUGCUUACUGUGUUGCACUGUUAGCAAGUGUGUCUACAGCUGAUGAGUGUAUCUUCGUUAUGUGCAAGAGCUGUAACAUUCCAGAGUAGUGGCUUUUUGGUGCUUGACAUUAGGCAGUGAACAAUGAACAUGUUCAGUAAUUUGUAAUCUGAAUUGUACAUUAAAUUUUUGCAAAAUAA
This is a messenger RNA of Pangasianodon hypophthalmus (striped catfish), 4141 nucleotides long. RefSeq names its product aldehyde dehydrogenase 18 family, member A1 (gene aldh18a1). The transcript is spliced from 18 exons. Gene Ontology annotation, molecular function: glutamate-5-semialdehyde dehydrogenase (NADP+) activity; glutamate 5-kinase activity; ATP binding. Gene Ontology annotation, cellular component: mitochondrion; cytoplasm. Lineage: Eukaryota; Metazoa; Chordata; Actinopteri; Siluriformes; Pangasiidae. Bases 165 to 2582 code for a protein of 805 amino acids. The record is from RefSeq and is a predicted model, not a curated record.